Molecule: messenger RNA, 1622 nt
Organism: Dalotia coriaria
Lineage: Eukaryota; Metazoa; Arthropoda; Insecta; Coleoptera; Staphylinidae
Product: somatostatin receptor type 5-like
Exons: 3
Coding region: 392-1363 (323 amino acids)
Biological process (GO): G protein-coupled receptor signaling pathway
Cellular component (GO): membrane
Molecular function (GO): G protein-coupled receptor activity
Source: RefSeq, a predicted model, not a curated record
UGAAUAUAGCUGGAAUAACGACAAUCGGAUUCGGAAAGACCACGGCUCUCCUCUAUCCGCGCUCAUGGCAUAUCGCAUGCACAGUUUUACGUUUCCGAGUUUCAGCUUGCCCGGUCAGUUAGUUGUCAAAUAGUAGUCAAACACAGAAGCGCACCGCAUCACGAACAAUAGAUAAAUUACUUAGUUUACCGUCAAACGUGCUAAUUUAAAUACGACAUAAAUGCGUCGAAUGUAAAAGAAUUAUGUAACUAAAAAUGAAGCGAUGGAUCAAAUGUUUAAUUAUUUAUUAUAAUUAACUGACUGUAAACUGGAGGAUCAAACGAUUACUGGCAAAAACUAAUAAAAAACAUCAUCUGCAUUAAAUAUAUCUAUAAAUAUCAACUAGUAAAACAUGGAUGACGAGCUAGAGAAUUUCGUAUUCAGCAACAAUUCUGAUGACCUGGAUGAUUUUCAUUAUGAACUGUCAGCAUGGGACGUGGUGCAGGAUUCCGUCGCCAUUACUUUUACGUUUGUAGGUGUGGUUGCCAACCUUGUGAUAAUAUAUAUGAUAGCUCGCAAUGCGCGUAUGCGCACAAAAACAAAUCUAAUUCUAAUGAAUCUGGCAAUUAAUGAUACGCUUUUCUUGGUGAGCAAUCUACACUUUCUUUCAUCACUACUGGAAUUAAUGGGUAGCGAGGACCACUUUUCGUUUUUUGAUAAUUGUCUCUUACGAUAUAUUGACGUGGGCUUUCAGUUGAACGAAACUAUUUUUGUUCUCAUACUGGUAUCAAACACGCUGAUAAAAAGCAAACGUAUCGUAUUAAAAUGGUUACUAAUUAGUGUAUACGCAUCUAUCAUGUGCAAUUUUGUGAUACACUUGGGUCUCUGUACUGUGGAAAUAUGGCCUGUACUAUAUUUGACGUGUUUUGCUCUUUUUAUGCUCAUUCUCGGCGUGAUAUUGUUCAAAGAAGCGAAUAAUUGCUACAAAAAGUGGUACAAGAAAGAUCCCCUAAGUGAACGCACGCGCUUCAGGCUUAACAUCGCCCGAAUUUACACUGGUUCUUGGUUUUUAACGUUUUUCCUUUAUAUUGUGUCGGAUAAUACUCUUCGUUACUUGUUCUUCGCAUUAGCGCAACAUAGUUUCAUGGUCAGUUUGUAUAUAUUGAUUUACAUCGUGUGCGCGGAUAAAAACUUUAAGAUUUGCCUGUUGAAUCUGUUGCAAUGCAAAGGCGCUGGUGAUUACGACGUGGAUGCAACUAUUACUUUCGCUGAGGAUUCGAGUGAAGAUAGCCAGGAUAAUAAUCACGUCAAUAUAAAUUUUAACGCUAACGAGAAUCCGGUACGAACUCAAGUUCAAGAUGUGAGUACAAUUAGAGUUCCGUAAUGUUGGAAUAAGUUAAUCUUGAUGAAUCACUUUAGUCAGAAAAAAGCGCACCUAGUUUGAUUUAUCAAAAAAUUAAAAAAAUAUAUUGUUAAAAGUUUAUUUUACUCAAUUCUUAUUGUAAUUUAACAAAUAUAUUUGUGUUAUAUUGUUAAUUUUUUUGCUACGAUGGCAAAAAACUUGUUAUUUGUGAUAAUACUACUCAAAUGAUAAUAAGUAAAUAUGGCUGUAUAUUAAAAUAAAUAUAUGAUUGAUCAAUUAA